CCUUCACCAAAACGCCUCACUCUCCAAUCGCUCUCUCAUUGAACAAUUCGACACAUCUCUCUCUCGCACUCUCUGAAGAGUGGUGGAGUCGUACUGGAGGUCUAGAAUGAUUCUCUCUUUCUCUGAGCGAAUUCUUCGUCUCUGGCGUUUUGAAACCCUAGAUUCGGUCCCAUUCUAAUCCACAGUGUUGGUUUUAGUUUGAUCCUUUUUGGAAGUCUAUUGGGUUUUGAGUUGGACUUCAGAGGAAAGGUGUCCCAUUGAGGAUGUGGCAUUGGUUGUGCCAGAGACUGAUGACCCAUCAAUCCCAGUGAUGACUUUCAAGAUUUUGGGAUAUGGAUGGGCUGGAAUGCUUAGGAGAUACCUUGUUGAUCCUGUUGAGAUGUCGUGGCCUGCACAUCUUGCUCAAGUUUCUCUGUUUAGGAAGGCAAUCAAGGAUUUAUCAGCUGGCUUGGGCAUUGAGAAUGAUGACAUUGAGUGUUUGUAUUUACGAGCUUCCUGUUACCACGCUAUUGGCGAAUAUAGAGAGGUCAAGGACUAUGAUGCUGCUUAGACUCAAUGGAAAAGUUUGUGCUUCAAUGCUUGGCCUUUUAUCAGGUUUGCUUUGAAAUGAAUAGUACGCUUUAAAUGCUCCAAAUGCCCUGGACAUAUUGAAAGGCAAUAUAAUUGUAUGGAGUUCAAUUGAUGAUAGAUGAAAAAUUGUAUUUAUCAAAAUAAAUAAAUAAAGGAAAAGUUAUAGAAAGGUUAUGUGUAAAUUCAUGAUGAAAGCCCUGGUUGAUCUUUGGUUUUGCAAUUUAUUUUUCAUUUUAUUGGGAACAAGUUGUAGGAGAUUGGAUUAGUGGAAUUUACCGGUGAAUAUCUAUUGCUUUUCCAUUGCUUCAGUGUGCACUAUAGUGAAAUAUUAUAGUUCCUAUGAGGUAACUUUUGAACUGAUGUGGAAGACAAUGUCAAAUUCUUUCAUAUUGAUUCUUACAAUGUCAAAUUUUCUUGACAGGGUUGUCCAUUUUGUUAUGUCUGUUGGAUGGUUCAAUUUAAUUACAAUAACUCGAUUAUAAAAUAUAGGAU
Molecule: messenger RNA, 1062 nt
Organism: Quercus lobata
Lineage: Eukaryota; Viridiplantae; Streptophyta; Magnoliopsida; Fagales; Fagaceae
Product: oligopeptide transporter 3-like
Exons: 6
Coding region: 311-550 (79 amino acids)
Biological process (GO): negative regulation of DNA-templated transcription
Molecular function (GO): oligopeptide transmembrane transporter activity; protein binding
Source: RefSeq, a predicted model, not a curated record